CCUCCACUCUGUUUUGCUCGAGCAGCGCCAACGGCCACUUGUGAAUAUCUUCCUCCUGUCUCCGUUUUUUGCUCCCAUUGCUGCAGCUGCCAUCGUCUGCCUCCGCCCUCUCGCUGGUUUCUCUUCUCCUCCAAUCUCGCCCAAGACUCCCAAUCCGUAGCCCCUCCACGUGUGCAAGAUGGCUCCCGCAGCUGCUGAGAGCGCCUCACCGAUUGGCAUUGCCAAUCUGCCCAACCAGCGACACAAGAUUGUCGCCAAGCGCGGUGCUGGCUUCACCAUCAUGGUUGCUGGCGAGUCUGGCCUGGGCAAGACCACCUUCAUCAACACCCUCUUCUCUACCACCAUCAAGAACUACGCCGAUCACAAGCGCAGACACCAGAAGCAGGUCGACAAGACGGUCGAGAUUGAGAUCACCAAGGCCGAGCUUGAGGAGAAGUUCUUCAAGGUUCGAUUGACGGUCAUUGAUACCCCCGGCUUCGGUGACUAUGUCAACAACCGCGAUUCUUGGCAACCCAUCAUCGAGUUCCUCGACGACCAGCACGAGUCUUACAUGCUUCAGGAGCAGCAGCCCCGCCGCCAGGACAAGAUUGAUCUCCGUGUCCAUGCCUGCCUGUACUUCAUCCGCCCUACCGGCCACACCCUGAAGCCCUUGGAUAUCGAGGUUAUGAAGCGCCUCUGCUCACGAGUCAACCUGAUCCCCGUGAUUGCCAAGGCUGAUACUCUCAGCCCAGCUGACCUGGCCAAGUUCAAGCAGAGGAUUGUGAGCGUCAUCGAGGCCCAGAACAUCAAGAUCUACCAGCCCCCUAUCGAGGAGGAUGACGAGGCUGCUGCCCAGCACGCGCGUAGCCUUAUGGCCGCUAUGCCGUUUGCCGUCAUCGGCUCUGAGAAGGACGUCAAGACUAGCGAUGGCCGCAUCGUCAAGGGUCGUCAGUACUCUUGGGGUGUUGCCGAGGUCGAAAACGAAGACCACUGCGACUUCAAGAAGCUGCGAUCCAUUCUGAUUCGCACCCACAUGCUCGACCUUAUCCACACCACCGAGGAGCUUCACUACGAGGCCUACCGAGCACAGCAGAUGGAGACUCGCAAAUUCGGCGAGGCUCGACCUCGGAAGCUCGACAACCCCAAGUUUAAGGAAGAGGAGGAGGCCCUACGAAAGCGAUUCACUGAGCAGGUCAAGGUCGAGGAGCAGCGCUUCCGACAAUGGGAACAGAAGCUCAUUGCUGAGCGUGAUCGUCUCAAUAAGGAUCUCGAGCAGACCCACGCCCAAAUCAAGCAGCUGGAGAACGAGCUUGAGGCUAUGCAGGGAAAUGCCGUCCGAAGCCAUGGUCGCCGAUAAAUCAUCUAAUGCCGGCUUUUCAACCAAACCAUGCUGGCGUUGGAGUAUCAUGAUCUCGGGGUUCCAUCGGUCUGCCUCACCCUUGUUUUAAAUCAAGAGGGUGAAAGCGCCGUGUAUUGAAUGCCACAGCGGUGGCGCUUAUUUCAUGCAUAUUCUGAGCGGCUACUGCCACGGGAAGGGGCGAGGCGACUAUUUCUUGAUGAGUUGUUGAGGUUGAAGGUUUUUUUAUUUAUUUAUUUAUUGUCCCCCUUCGGUUCUGAUGCUAAAACUGUCACGGCGAUUAUCCCCCGUGACUUUGACGGUGGAACAGAGCAACAUUUUAUGGUUUGUUGCCCAAAAUCAGCGACAAGGGUGGAAGAGUGCCAGAAGUUUUGAUAAUGUAGCCCUAUUUUAUUCCUCUUUUAUUUGAGCACCUCCUAUUUCAGACAGUUAGGCACAUUUUCUAGUCUUAUGUAAUUGAGUCAGUUGAGAUACC
Molecule: messenger RNA, 1811 nt
Organism: Trichoderma atroviride IMI 206040
Lineage: Eukaryota; Fungi; Ascomycota; Sordariomycetes; Hypocreales; Hypocreaceae
Biological process (GO): intracellular protein localization; cytoskeleton-dependent cytokinesis
Cellular component (GO): septin ring; septin complex; cell division site
Molecular function (GO): GTPase activity; molecular adaptor activity; GTP binding
Source: RefSeq, a predicted model, not a curated record